Messenger RNA from Aethalodelphis obliquidens (Pacific white-sided dolphin), 3989 nucleotides. It is a transcript of the gene NPHP1, whose product is annotated as nephrocystin 1. Gene Ontology annotation, cellular component: membrane; cilium; cytoplasm. The coding region runs from base 389 to 2677 and encodes 762 amino acids. The record is from RefSeq and is a predicted model, not a curated record. NCBI's taxonomy places the organism in Eukaryota, Metazoa, Chordata, Mammalia, Artiodactyla, Delphinidae. Gene Ontology annotation, molecular function: protein binding; structural constituent of myelin sheath. The transcript is spliced from 25 exons. Gene Ontology annotation, biological process: myelination; protein localization involved in establishment of planar polarity.
GCCGGGCUCUUGCCGGAGUCGGUGAGCAGUACUUACAGCGACGCCUUAUGGGGAGACUUCGGGGACGGCCGGAUAUCUUGGGACAGGAGGGUCUUUGGAGAGCCCACAGGAGGAGGGCCGUUAUGCUUUAUUACUUCCAACUUCAUUUGCAUUCUGUGAAUGCAGUACUUAAGGACCGAAAUGUUGGUUCUUAGAGCGCCAUUCCAUCUGGGCUGCAGGUGGCUGAAGUAUCUGAGUCACCAUUCAUCACUGAGGGUCAAAGAGUUGAGGCUCUUUGAGACAAGGCAGUCGGGCUGCGAGGCGGGCGCGCGGUGAUGGCGUCACCUUCCGGUGCCGCCGUCUUGGUUUCCCUGACGACCGGCGUGAGCUCCGCGCCGAGGCGAAGGAGAUGCUGGCGAGGCGGCAGCGCGAUCCCCUCCAGUCACUGCAGCGUCGCAAUCAGGAGCUGAAGCAGCAGGUUGAUGAUUUGCUUUCUGAGAGUCGAUUGAAAGGAGCUCUAGAAGCCAGUAAAAGACGAGAUAUUUACCAAAGAUGUAUCCAAUUAAAACAGGCAAUAGAUGAAAAUAAAAAUACUCUUCAAAAAUUAAGCAAAGCUGAUGAACCUGCCCCUGUUGGGAGUUACAAUCAGAAGAAAGAGGAGGAACACAAUCUUUUGGAUAAGCUUACCCACCAACUGCAGGAACUUGCUGUGUCCAUAAGUAGAGAAAAUGUCACUGAAACUGGGGCGCUUACUGAAGGAGAGGACGAUGACAGUUCUGCUGAAGAAGAUGAAGAAGAAGAAGAAGAAGAAGAAGAAGAAGAAGAAGAAGAUGAAGAGGCCGCAAGUGGAGAAUACGUUGCUAUUGGAGAUUUUACGGCUCAGCAAGUCGGAGACCUUACAUUUAAGAAAGGGGAAAUUCUCCUUAUAAUUGAAAAAAACCCUGAUGGUUGGUGGAUGGCUAAGAAUACCAAAGGAAACAAAGGUCUUAUUCCCAGAACGUACUUGGAGCCCUAUAAUAAAGAAGAAGGCCCGGAGUCUAGCGAAGAAGGCAGUGAAGAAGAUGUAGAGGUAGGGGAUGAAACGGCAGAAGGAGCAGAAGUUAAACAAAGAACCGAUUCUCAUUGGAGUGCUGUCCGAAAAGCCAUCUCAGAGCAGAUUAACACCGUUGACGUACUGACCACGAUGGGAGCUAUUCCUGCCGGGUUCAGGCCUUCCACCCUCUUCCAGCUUCUGGAGGAAGGGAAUCAAUUUCGAGCAAGUUACUUCUUACAACCAGAGCUCACUACUUCACAACUGGCCUUCAAAGAUCUAAUGUGGGAUGCUAAAACGGGCUCUAUUAGGUCAAGACCAAGUCGUGUUUCCUUGAUUCUGACCCUCUGGAGCUGUAAGAUGAUUCCUCUUCCAGGAGUGAGCAUCCAGGUUCUGAGCAGACACGUGCGCUUCUGUCUGUCUGACGGCAAUAAGGUUCUGAGCAACAUUCAUACAGUCAGGGCCACGUGGCAACCUAAGAAACCCAAAACAUGGACCUUUUCUCCCCAGGUUACUGGCAUCUUGCCCUGCUUGCUUGAUGGUGACUGUUUCAUCAGGUCCAAUUCUUCUUCUCCAGAUCUUGGAAUAUUAUUUGAACUUGGAAUUUCUUAUAUUCGCAAUUCAACUGGUGAGAGAGGAGAAUUAAGUUGUGGCUGGGUGUUUCUUAAACUUUUUGAUGCCAGUGGAAUUCCUAUUCCAGCAAAAACUUAUGAACUCUUCUUGAAUGGAGGUACCCCUUAUGAAAAAGGUGUUGAAGUGGACCCUUCAGUAUCCAGAAGAGCACAUGGUAGUGUUUUCCAUCAGAUGAUGACAGUGAGAAGGCAGCCUCAGCUUCUAGUAAAACUGAGAUCUUUGAACAGAAGAUCAAGGAACAUGCUAAGUCUACUGCCGGAAACAUUAAUUGGAAGUAUGUGCUCCGUUCAUUUGUUGAUAUUUUAUCGCCAGAUUCUUGGUGACGUGCUCCUGAAAGACAGGAUGAGCAUGCACAGUGCUGAUUUAAUUAGUAAUCCAGUGCUGGCCACCUUCCCCAGGCUCCUGGAGCAGCCCGACCUGAUGGAUGCGCUCAGGAGUUCCUGGGCUGAGAAAGAGAGCACCUUAAAAAGAUCAGAGAAGGCAACGUCCUCUGAUGGGUGUGUCGGGCAGGAGGUGAUAUUUGAAGGGCUGCGGGCACGGGCUGUGGAGCCAGGGCGCCAGGCAGUGGGUGAGAGCAUGGCCUCCCGCGACCCACCUCCCACCAGCUACACCCAGCCCGAAGUACCCUCGGGGAUCGCGCUGUUCCUCACCAUCCCCUACGCCUUCUUCUUGCCCGAGCUGAUAUUUGGGUGCUGGGUCUGGAUCCUGGUGGCCGCCACCCAGGUAGCAAGCCCACUGCUACAAGGAUGGGUGAUGUACGUCUCGCUCACCUCAUUCCUCAUCUCCCUGAUGUUCCUCUUGUCUUAUGUGUUCGGAUUUUACAAAAGAUUCGAGUCCUGGAAAAUCCUGGACAGCCUGUACCACGGGACCACUGGCAUCCUGUACAUGAGUGCCGCCGUCUUACAAGUACAUGCCACGAUCGUGUCUGAGACCCAGGACCUGAAAAACUACUACAUAAACACCGCAGCCUCGUUAUUUGCCUUCAUCACCUCCCUGCUCUACAUCCUCCACGCCUUCAGCAUCUAUUACCACUGAAGGAGCAGGGAGCUGGGCCGGCAUGGGAAAUGCUGUUUUGAAGCCUGGAGUAUCAGCUCCCCAAAGAGGUUUUCAACAUGUGCCAUCUGCGUGAUAAACAGAAGCUCAACGAUGACAUCACUGGAUCAACAGACCAUCUUUUCAGAACGAGUGAUGAAAUCGCAUGCUGGGCAGAUCUGUUCGGACAUUUUAAUUCAUUGUGAUGAAUAUGAAAAAGCUGGGAGGAGGGCUUUGUUGUUUUGUUUUGUUUCGUUUUGUUUUGUUUUGCCUGGGAAAGUAACUGUCUCUUGGAAUUAUCUGACAAUGAACCUCGCUCUUCUAGAAAACUAACAUCUGUAAGCCCUCACUACUGAAAAUUCCAGGUCUACCAUCAUCAGGCCUGUUUGGGGAUGCUGCCUCAGCAACGAGAUUCCCCACAGCAGGUCUAUGGGAACCUUCAUAAUUUUCUUAAAAUCGAAAUGGUGCUGUCAACGCUUUCAGAUCUGAAGACCCAUAGACCUUGUUCCUGUCCCGUGGUCUUGUCUCUGCUUCUCAGCAGUGGUCCAAACCCACUGCCCCCUCCCACGCUGCCCGACCCCCAUUCACAUGCCCUCCCCUUUCCUCCCCAGCUUUGGGAGCCAAGGGAAAUCUGUGUAAAAUCAGCUUUGAGGGUAGAUUUGUGGGGGAAAUAAGCGAUUGGUUCUAGAAAAUUUUUACACAGCAAGAGCUGGGGGAGGGAAAGAGGGGUCAGGGAGGGAAGGGUGUAACCUGCUUCUCCGUAACUGUAAGUCAGGCCGCUCUGUUCAGAGAACUGCAGGGCUGCAGGACACCUGGGUCAGGCCUCCGGACCCCACCCCCUAAGGACUGGGAGUCACCCUGUCCCUCAGAAAAGACCAUCAAGGAAGCCGGCAGGACGUUACAUGCCAGGAUUCUCCUCUGGGCUCCUGUCACACGUGGGACACCGAUGAGGCCGGAAAGGACCCAUCCCAGGGUUCCUACUGUUUCCCAUGCAUCCCUGAGUGGUCCAGCUGGGAGGGGCCUGGAACCACCCAGCCAGCCUCCUGCAGUGAAGGGCUCCCAGGGGCCAGGACAUGCAAAUGCGUUUGCACUUCGGGGCCAUUCUCAAAGAAGAGGCACAGAGAAGUGUACAAUCGAGGUGCUGGAUUCCCAAGUAAAUGUUGUUCAAAAGUAGGCGUGCCAUCUGGCGUUUCUGUCCCUGUGCUGGGGUUCCAGCUGCUUGGCCUCAAUCUCUAAAGUUGAGUCAGGGCUCAGCCCCUUAACUGCGUGGACCCGAUGCCAUUUUGAAAUGAAAUAAAUUAUUAUGUGCAAGGGA